Talpa occidentalis (Iberian mole) is the source of this 5232-nucleotide messenger RNA. RefSeq names its product milk fat globule EGF and factor V/VIII domain containing (gene MFGE8). NCBI's taxonomy places the organism in Eukaryota, Metazoa, Chordata, Mammalia, Eulipotyphla, Talpidae. The coding region runs from base 307 to 1593 and encodes 428 amino acids. The transcript has 11 exons. The record is from RefSeq and is a predicted model, not a curated record.
CUCUAAAAUCUAAAUUCUAAAAGGACAAGUAGCUCAGCUCUGUGGCUGCGCUGGGAAGGACUGGAUUCUGGCUGAGGACCCUCUCCAGCCAGUUCCUCUCCUGAGACUGAACACCAGACCAGGUACGGGCCUGGUGUUUUCUACAGUGGAUGCAGGUGAGCGCCGAGGAGAGAGGGAAGGAGAGACACACUUUGAAUUAAUCAAAUAAAUGUGCCUGGUUAGCAGCUUGGCAAAGGUUCUCGGGAAGGAGGACUGAGCGCCCCGCGAUCGGAGCCGCCCGGGCCGGUGCGCGCCCGCUCCCGCAGCAUGCCCGGCCCCAGCCUGCUGACCGCGCUGUGCGGCGCGCUGCUCUGCGCCCCCGGCCUGCUGGCCUUCUCGGGUGACUUCUGUGACUCGAGCCAGUGCCUGAAUGGAGGGACCUGCUUGCUGAGCCAGGACAGAGCCCCCUUCUACUGCAUCUGCCCCAAAGGCUUCGCAGGCCUCAUCUGCAAUGAGACUGAGAAAGGUCCCUGUUCCGUAAAUCCCUGCCGCAACAAUGGCGAAUGCCAGGUGUUAGAAAAUCGAGGGGAUGUCUUCGCCCAGUACAUCUGCAAGUGCCCUCGUGGCUACACAGGCGCCCACUGUGAGACCGUCUGCGCCAUGCCGCUGGGCAUGGAGUCGGGUGCCAUCAGCGAUGGGCAGAUCUCCGCCUCGUCCAUGCACUUGGGCUUCAUGGGCUUGCAGCGCUGGGCCCCGGAGCUGGCCCGCCUGCACCGCACGGGCAUUGUCAACGCCUGGACAGCCAGCAACUAUGACAGGAACCCCUGGAUCCAGGUAAACCUGUUGCGGAAGUUCUGGGUGACUGGUGUGGUGACGCAGGGUGCCAGCCGCGCGGGCAGCGCCGAGUAUCUCAAGUCCUUCAAGGUGGCCUACAGCAUCACUGGCCACAAGUUCCAGUUCAUCAAGUCUGCAGAGGGGUUAACAGACAAGAUAUUUUUUGGUAACACGGACAACAAUGGCUUAAAGAUCAACCUGUUUGACACCCCGCUGGAGGUGCAGUACGUGAGGCUGGUGCCCAUCAUCUGCCACCGGGCCUGCACCGUCCGCUUUGAGCUGAUUGGCUGCGAGUUGAACGGCUGCACCGAGCCCCUGGGCAUGAAGGACAACACCAUCCCUGACAAGCAGAUCACGGCCUCCAGCGUCUACCGGACCUGGGGCCUGAGCACCUUCAGCUGGCUCCCCUUCUACGCGCGCCUCGACAGGCAGGGCAAGUUCAACGCCUGGACUGCCCAGAGCAACUCCGCCUCUGAAUGGCUGCAGAUCGACCUGGGCUCCCAGAAGCGGGUGUCUGGCAUCAUCACGCAGGGGGCCCGAGACUUCGGCCACAUCCAGUAUGUGGCCGCCUAUAAGAUAGCCUACAGCGACAACGGCAUGAACUGGACCGAGUACAGCGACCCGGGCGCCAUCGACAGCAAGAUCUUUCCCGGCAACCUGGACAACAACUCCCAUAAGAAGAAUGUGUUCGAAACGCCCUUCGUGGCCCGCUUCGUGCGCAUCCUGCCUGUGGCCUGGCACAACCGCAUCACCCUGCGCGUGGAGCUGCUGGGCUGCUAGCCGAGGCCCGGCCGAGGCGCCCGGAGGGCUGGGGUGAUGCCCCUGCUCCUGCCCUCCUGGCCUUCCUGGGCCUGCUGCCUCCUCCACCCGCGUCCUGACUAGCUGAUGGGGUGGGCUUCUGUCACCUCCCUCCCUCCCUGCCUGUGCCCCCCACCUGCCCCCAGGCCAUCACCCCACCCUCACGCAUGGUGGGAGCUGGUUAGGUCUGGCACCACACCACUCCCCACUCCAGCCCUUUUCCCACACCCCAUGCCCUCUGCUGGAGGCUGGCCGAGGUGCCAGACUGGAGAUAAGAGCCUCCUGCCCCAGCCUCAGGCAAGAUGCUGCUUCCCCACCAGCCCCACCCCCCUCCAGACCUUCUGCCCCUUGUCCUGGAGCCUAUAAAGAGACAGGAGGAGAUGGGCAGACCUCUGGAGAGGGAGGAGAGGAGGCGGGAGGGUGUGGGGUCCUCUGUGCUGGCUCUUUACCCUGAGUACACAGGCAGUUCCCCAAAUAUAUUUAUGUCACCCCCACCCCAAAUUCUUCCUGUGGUUCUUUGUUGCUCCACUGAAAUGGACUUGGGCUAUAGUACCCCCUUGGCGUGUGCGGGCCCCUGCUCCCUUCCACUCUCAGUGCUGCUGGACCCCAGGGUCCUGGUGUCAAGGCUGAGAUGGUGGAACCGCAGAGGAUGGAGCCACUUGGCUCACCGCCUUCCCUACCCUGGGGUCAGCCCCCUUCCACACUGCACAGCCCUGGGCCCCUGGGUGCUGCCUGACACCCUAAGGUGAGGACCCCAGAGGCUCCUGGCACAGCCUUGCCUCCUGGAAGCUGCUACUGCCUUCCCAGCCCUUACUGGGAAGACGGGCGGUGACUGCUGGCAACUUCCCCCCUUGGCAAUUUCUGUUUUCCUGGUAACUGGGGCAGUGGGUGAGGGAAAGGACUGGGCAGCUUUUGCAGCUGUGGGGGUCCAGGGUAGAAUGCAGUGUGGGAGGGAAAGGUCCAGGCCUCUAGGCCUGGCACAUGGGUUCCUAGGAUGUCAAGGACAGGUUGGUUUCUGGGCUGGAAGGAUGGUUCAGGGGUGGCCCUGUAUUACCCCCACACAGGCCAUAAGGAAUUGGCCAGUACGAGGCAGUGUGGGCCAGUGCCCCAGUGAUGGGGGGCGGGGAGGGAGGGCACUGGCACUGUGAGGAGGGACUUAACUGGCUGGAGAAGAGGCUCAUGAACCCACUCAGGCCACAAGAUGCAUUUUCCUUUUUUUUUUUAAAGAUUUAUUUAUUUAUGCAUACAAGAACAGGGUACAGGCCAGAGGUGCGGGCGGUUAGAGGAUUCACCAGAGACAGAGUGGGGAACAGACCAGGCAGACUGACUGAAAUACAUUGCUGAGGGGAGAAGCAGGUGAGGCAGGCAGGGUCUGCUGAGCCAUGUGGGUUUCUCCUUGGCCAGGGAUCAAUUUGUGCUACAAUGACUGUCAUUAGCUUCACAGGUUGCGUCUUAAACCCUUGUGCCACCAGGGAGGCCCAAGCUGCAUUUUCUGGAACAAACUUUGGGGAGAUCUGGCCGCUGGGCUGUCAGAGGGAAGGUGCGGCUUUGGUGGAACCUCAUCAGGAAUGUAGUAUGGAAGUGGCUCCUUCCUGAGAGCUGUCCGUCCCAGGGCUUCUUGGGGGAUCAGAAGACAAGGGUGAUCUCCCUGGGAACUGGGAGGGGAGGCCUUCCGCCUCUGGCUGGCCCUGUGGCAGGCGGGCUCCAGACAGGGACCUCUUACCAGCCAGAAGACCCCAGGAUCCUUCCACCAUCUCCCAACACUUCCUUCCUCAUCUUUGCAGUCCUGGGUGUUAGGGGGAAAGGAUGUCCUGAGCUAAUUCCAUACAGGCUUUGUGGGCUCCACCCCCACUCCAGACCAAAGCCAUCAAGACAUUGGAAAUGACAAAUCCCAUCACCACCAAAGAGAGGGUGGCUGGGACCUGAGGGUGGAGUUAAACUGGCAGGUUUAGUAUAAAACCAGACAUGUGGGCCUUGGGUCUCUCUCUUGGCCUCCUGGCUCUUGGCCAGCUCUCAGCAUGCCAUUGGGAUUCCAGGUCAGCGGAACAGGUAGGAUGCAUUCAUGAGUUUAUCUCCUUUUUCUCCCUGAGUUAUUCAUUUCUUCAUUUUCCCUUUCUUUUGUAAAUAAACCUUUUAUUAACCUUUUGUGUGCACCUGCAGUGGAAUAUUAAUAAGCCCCUUUUUAAGUGUGCGCGGGUGAGGACCCACAGUCAGGCAACCCGUUUUAUAUUGGGGUUGCCCUGUCACAAGUUUGACGCCCAACAUGGUUUCCAAGUUACACCCGUGGUUGACCAGUCCAAAGUAACUCCUUGUGUUGUUCACCAUAAGUGCACUAGGUCUGCAGGACACUGGUAAAAGUCUUUGUCCCAGGUCUUGAACAGUUUUUUUUUUUUUUCCCCUCUUGCAUACAGCUGUCUGGUCUUUCAACUGCUAGGGGGUAAGGAUGUCCUGAGCUAGUUCCACACAGCUUUGUGGACUCCACCCCCGACUCCAGACCAAAGCCAUCAAGAUACUGGAAAUGGCAAAUCCCGUCAUCACCAAAGGGAGGGUUGCUGGGACCUGAGCAUGGAGUUAAGCAGCCAGGUUUGGUAUAAAACCAGACACGUGGGCCUUAGGGGGCUCUCUUGGCUCUCUGCUAGCUGGUGCGAGCCAGGCUACCCAUGCUGUUUGACAGGGUCCAGGCAGGGGAGAAAUUCCUGAAAGGUCGGGAAGCUCCGCAGCUGGCUCCUGCAACUUCCUUUCAUUUGUUUAUGGCAGUUUUCACAAUCUUGGGAAUUUUCUAUAAAGCUUUAAAAUGACAUUAUGAGUACUGACGUUAAUGCUAGUUUCAGUAAUGCACACUCCAGCAGUUUAAAAAAUGUACAUUCCAACAUAAUUGAUAAUGUGACGAUUACCAAUAUUUCUCCACAUCCCCCGAUUUGUAAAUCAUCUACCAUGAGCAUUGCUAAAAUCUUUAACAAAUUAUGCUUGAAGGAACUAUUGGAACCAAGCCUGGUAGAAGUCCUCACAAGAGGAGGCACUGAGGCGCCCCAGAGACAAAUUGGUCUGAAAAAAAUGUACCACAUACUGUUCCCACAGUAGGGGGACCCAUAGUCCCAACAAACAAACUAGGAAGCUGCUUUUUCAUCUUACAAUGCCUGCUUGACCUUUCUGUAGUUAACUAGCUUGACCACAUAAGUCAUGCUCUGUCUAGCUCUUGUUUCUAGUUCUGAGAAAUUUACUUAAAGAAAAAAUGUAAUCAGGUUAAUCGUAGACUAAGAAAUUUGAGUAAAGAUUGUGCACUGUAAAUAAUUUAAAAAUAACCUCUAGAGAAUGUAAAACUAAAAUCCCAUGAUUGAUGAUGUAAUGAUCAAAUAACAAAUUUCUAAUGUAUAAAUAAAGCUCCACUGAGGCUAUCAGUAGGAGAUACUUGUCACCCUGAUUGUCAGUGUCUCCUCAUUCCCUCAUUUCCGCUGACGCUGUCCUUUCCUUCGUGGACCCUGCCUUGGCUGGAGCUGGACUCUGGCAGCUAGGUCUCAGCGUGCCAUUGGGAGUCCAGGUUGGUGGAACAGGUAGGUCGCAUUUAAGACUUUGUCUCCCUCUUUUCUCCCUGAGUUGUACAUUUCCUCAUUUUCCAUUCCC